This is a messenger RNA of Fusarium graminearum PH-1, 870 nucleotides long. RefSeq lists its product as uncharacterized. Gene Ontology annotation, biological process: protein phosphorylation. Lineage: Eukaryota; Fungi; Ascomycota; Sordariomycetes; Hypocreales; Nectriaceae. The transcript is spliced from 4 exons. The record is from RefSeq and is a predicted model, not a curated record. Gene Ontology annotation, molecular function: protein serine/threonine kinase activity; ATP binding. The coding region runs from base 1 to 870 and encodes 289 amino acids. Gene Ontology annotation, cellular component: protein kinase CK2 complex; cytosol; nucleus.
AUGGCGCCACUCCAACCUACCGUGGAUCCAGGUCGAGGCAGACACGCGGUUGUGGUUGAGUGUCGCGGUCGGAACGAUCGAGUGUACGCUAUGAAGCUCUUCAAAGAGGACAGUCGUGACAGGAUAACCCGCGAGAUUCGCAUCCUGCGAUUUUUGGGUUUCGGUCCAAACAUAAUACGGAUUGUGGAUAUUGUGCAGGGAGAAGAGGGAGCCGACGUUGGUAUAGUCCUCGAGUAUGUCGAGAACAUAGACUAUCGGACCCUUUACCCUCGUUUCACCGACUCAGACAUUCGCUACUACACAAGAGAGAUUCUAAAAGCAUUGGAUUUUGCACAUACCCUAGGUGUAAUGCAUCGCGAUAUAAGACCCCAAAACGUGGUCAUCGACCAUGCCAACAAAAAGCUACGACUUAUAGGCUGGGGCUCAGCCGAAUUCUGCAGCCCAGGGACCGAGCAUGACUGCUGCGUAGGCCUCAACAAGCCACCCGAAAUUCUUUUGGGCUAUGAGCAAUACGGCCGCGGUGUCGACAUUUGGUGUCUGGGCAACAUGCUAGCUUCGAUGAUUUUCAGGAAAGAUCCCUUCUUCCACGGCAGCAGCCUCCUUGAUCAAUUAGUGAACAUCGCCAAGGUUCUUGGAACAGAGAAACUCUAUUCUUUGGCUGAAGAUCUUGGCAUUGAGAUGGAACCGCGAGAGCUGGAAGCUCUAGGUCAUCGGGAAGAGACGCCUUGGGGGACCUUUGUGGAUAGUGCCAACGACCAUUUGGCAACAGAGGAAGGCAUAGAUCUUGUCGACCGUCUACUUCGUUAUGACCCAAUUGUGAGGAGAAGCGAAUUACUUGUUUUACCUGGCUAUGCUGACUUGGAGGAUUAG